This is a messenger RNA of Prorocentrum cordatum, 420 nucleotides long. The record is from the annotation of a GenBank genome assembly. Lineage: Eukaryota; Dinophyceae; Prorocentrales; Prorocentraceae.
UUCCCGUCCGAGGGUUCUGUGGGAUUAAAGGCCAUUUUCGGCUUGCUGCAAUCGAUGAACAACAACAUGGCGACGAACGCCGGGCUGACUACCCUGCGCCAACAGAUCACGACAGAGACCAAAUUGUCGAUUUCUGCAGCAGUGGACCCUCUCAAGGACGAGAUGCGGGAGUUGACUGACCGGGUUGACUACUUGGAGAUGCAGAGUUCCAGUUCCUCUGGCCGGACAGGCAAGCGCCAGCUCGCGCUCCUGAGCAGUCUGGACAUUUCGAAUCGUCGAGUCGCGUUCGUCGGUUUUGAGAUCAACGAUUUGGCUUCCCGAGUGACGCAGAUGAAGACCUACGCGUCGACAUUGUCAAACGUUCCGCCCUGCACCUCCGAAGGUCACUUCUUCACCGGCCCCAGCCAGAUCGUGAGCAAG